AUGUUCAAGCCAUCGAACCCAUUUGACGAGAGUGUCAUCGCUGCAACAAGCGAAACACUUACUACAGAAAACUGGCGGGACAUAACCGCUGUCUGCGAGAAAGUACAGGCAGGAGGAGGGCAAAGUGCGAGAGAUUGUAUCGCUGCCAUUUUGAAGCGUUUAGCACAUAGGAAUGCUAACGUACAGUUAUCUGCAUUGACUCUAUCAAAUGCUAUAGUCAAGAGUUGUGGCCCGGAAGCUCAUAGCGAAAUAUGCAGUCGGUCAUUUACGCAAUCCUUAACAAGGCUAUUAAGCGACAAGAACACAAACGAAACAGUGAAGACUAGAAUAUUAGAACUUAUUCAAGAAUGGACGAAUGAAUUCAAAUCCAAAGCUUCCCUUUCGCUUAUGGAAGAAACUAUGAACAAAUUAAGAAUGCAAGAUCUACCAGCGAAAGAGGAUAAG
Molecule: messenger RNA, 444 nt
Organism: Paraglomus occultum
Lineage: Eukaryota; Fungi; Glomeromycota; Glomeromycetes; Paraglomerales; Paraglomeraceae
Source: the annotation of a GenBank genome assembly